This is a messenger RNA of Panicum virgatum (switchgrass), 570 nucleotides long. RefSeq names its product myristoylated alanine-rich C-kinase substrate-like. The record is from RefSeq and is a predicted model, not a curated record. The transcript is spliced from 2 exons. The coding region runs from base 1 to 570 and encodes 189 amino acids. Lineage: Eukaryota; Viridiplantae; Streptophyta; Magnoliopsida; Poales; Poaceae.
AUGCUGGAGAGUGCACAAGAUUUGUCGCUGAAGGCCUUCGUGGCUGCGCGUUGUGCCGCUCGACAGUUGGCGGCCGAAGAGAGCUCAAAGGCUGCCGUUGCAGAUCUGGAGGCGAAGGUGGCUACACUGGAGAAAGAAAAAGAAGCACUGCAAUGGCGCCUCGACAAAUCUUCCGAAGAAAAGGCGACCCUCACCACGGAGUUGCUGGCGACAGCUGACCGGGCGGUGAAGGCGGAGGAUGCAGCGAAGGCCGCGAAGUUGCUCGAAGACGCCGCCGAAAAGCAGCGGGCUCUUAUGCACAAACAUUUCCAUUCCUUCAAGGAGUCGCUUCAAGCCAAAGCCGACGCUGUUGCGGAGCCCAUCCUUGCCGAAGCUCCGACUGCUGAUGCCGAAGGUGGUGGCGACCACGCCGGCGGAGGCGCUACGCCGCCUUCUGGCGAUGAUGGUGACGAGGUAGCGGUCGGCGAUGGAGGAAAUGCCGGCGGCAGUCGUGGGGCCACCGACCGAGCCCCGGCGGUCGAAGACCAAGCCAUGGGGGGCUCUUCUCACCCUGCAGCUGGCGAGGUGUGA